AUGCCUCGUCGGCAGCUUGAAAAGUCAGACCCCAUCGUCAUCGUUGGUGCAGGAGCCUUCGGACUGAGUACAUCUCUCCACCUUGCUCUCCGUGGCUACAAGAAUGUCACGGUCUUUGAUAAGCAUGACUAUGAGAUCAGCAAGUAUGACUACAGGUCUGGUGCCGACUCUGCUUCUUCUGAUUUGAACAAAAUCAUUCGUUCUGCGUAUGGAUCGCAGACUGAAUACCAAGACCUCUCCAAGGAGGCAAUUGAAUGGUGGAAUGCCUGGAAUGAGGAGAUCAGAAGUGGAAAGGACUUGCCACCCGGAUUACAUCCGGAAGACAACGUGUACAUCAAUAACGGAACUCUUGCAUUUACCGACAAGGACGAGUUACCCAGUUUCGAACUCGAAACCGUUCGAAACAUGGAAGCCGCUGGUCUUGGUGGAACUCAGCUGAUUACCAUGAACCCAGAUCAUGUUGAGGUUGCGAAACGUAGAGGUCUCGGCUACGGGAUUGACCCUUUCCGUUGCGAAGAACGGAAGAAGGGGAAUGUUGGUGUGUUGGACACCACGGGUGGCGUUGUUGUGGCAGAUAAGGCUUGUCGGUUUGUCCUCCAUAAAGCACAGACUUUGGGUGUCAAAUUCGUCUUGGAUGCCAAAGCAGGUGCUUUCGAGUCAUACUCAUAUGAUAGCGCCGGGAAAGUGAUCGGCGUGAAAACCAAAGAUGGGAGAAAACAUCUUGCAAAAAAGGUCGUGGUUGCAUGUGGAGGCUGGACGCCCACUCUUGUGCCUCAGCUUGACGGGCUCUGUGAGACGACAGCAGGAUCUGUGAUCAUGCUCAAAAUUCCACACGAUUCUCCUCUCUUUGAUCGAUUUGCUCCCGAAAGGUUUCCGAGCUGGAUGUGGAAGCUUUGGGACGGUGCUGAUGGAGGACUUUACGGAUUUCCACGGGACGAUAAGGGAUGGAUGAAAAUUGGCUACAGAGGCAGGAAGUAUACUAACCCUCAGACGCAACCAGACGGAACGGUGCGCAGUGUUCCAGUCACAAGGUAUACUCCUGAGAAGAAGGUCACUCAGAUACCACAAUCCGCUAUGAAGGUCUUCAAGCACUUCCUGGCUGAAUAUCUACCUGAGUUGGCGGAGAACGGAAUUGACAUCGAGCUCACACGCUUGUGCUGGUACACCGACUCUUUUGAUAAUCAUUAUGUGGUUGAUGAUGUUCCUGGACAAGAUGUCGUCAUGGUUGCCACGGGUGGAAGUGGCCAUGCUUUCAAAUACCUGCCGAAUAUCGGCAAAUGGAUAGUUGAUAUCAUGGAGGGUGUAGAGAUGGAGAGAACUCUGGUAAAGCGUUGGCAAUGGAGAGCACUGGAGGCUGGUGUGAAACCGUUCAAUAUUUUGAUGGAGGGCAUCACAAGUGCUAAAGCUUUCGAGAAUGUUGCGUGGUCGACAGAUAGUGACUUGAGACUAGGUAGUAAGCCCCGACUUUGA
Exophiala bonariae is the source of this 1470-nucleotide messenger RNA. RefSeq lists its product as uncharacterized. The record is from RefSeq and is a predicted model, not a curated record. Lineage: Eukaryota; Fungi; Ascomycota; Eurotiomycetes; Chaetothyriales; Herpotrichiellaceae. Bases 1 to 1470 code for a protein of 489 amino acids. Gene Ontology annotation, molecular function: sarcosine oxidase activity; flavin adenine dinucleotide binding. The transcript is spliced from 2 exons.